AUGGUGUCGGGCUCACGCGGCGCGCAGGACAGAGCGCGCGCGCUGAUUGGUGGGCAGCUGUAUCAUGACAGCCGGCGGGGAGAUGGGGCGGCAGAGGGAGGAGAUGGGCCGACCGAGAGGAGAUGUAGAGAUACGUCGGUGGUAGGAAGAAAGCAGCUGGCUCCCCACAACCUUUUGUACUGGAGGGACAUGAUGGACAUGAUUGAACACGUAGGAUUUCGAAACUUGGAGGGCUAUGUGGGCUUUGCCAACCUCCCCAACCAGGUGUACAGGAAGUCGGUGAAAAGGGGCUUCGAGUUCACAUUAAUGGUCGUAGGUGAAUCAGGCCUUGGCAAGUCGACUCUCAUCAACUCGCUCUUCUUGACUGACCUGUACUCCAAGGACUACCCCGGGCCCUCUCAGCGCAUAAAGAAGACUGUGCAGGUCGAACAGUCCAAGGUGCUGAUCAAAGAAGGAGGGGUCCAGCUGACGCUCACCAUCGUGGACACGCCGGGCUUCGGGGACGCAGUGGACAACAGCAACUGUUGGCAGCCGGUCAUCAACUACAUUGACAGUAAGUGCGAGGACUUCCUGAACGCUGAGUCCAGGGUGAACCGCAGGUCCAUGCCAGACAACAGGGUCCACUGCUGCCUGUAUUUCAUCGCGCCAUCCGGACACGGGCUGAAGCCGCUGGACAUCGAGUUCAUGAAGAGACUCCACGAUAAGGUCAACGUGAUUCCUCUUAUCGCAAAGGCCGACACGCUGACUCCCGAGGAGUGCCAGCUGUUUAAAAAGCAGAUAAUGAAGGAGAUACAGGAGCACAAAAUAAAAAUCUAUGAGUUCCCGGACACGGAGGACGACGAGGACAACAAGCUCAUCAGGAAGAUCAAGGAGAAGAUGCCACUGGCAGUGGUCGGGAGCAACGUCGUGGUUGAAGUGAACGGCAAGAAGGUUCGAGGUCGCCAGUACCCGUGGGGCGUGGCAGAAGGUAGCUCAGCCGCCGGCUGGGCGUGGGCUGAGCUGAGCGGUGCAGGGCGAGGAGCGGCGUGCGGGCCCGGCUGUACCACCGGACCAAGGCCCGGGUCCCACCCCCCUAACCGCUUCGCUUCUAGGCUUGCUACCCCGCAGUUGGUCACGCACAGAUCCUCCUGUAACACCCCACCGCCACCGUGCUCCCUCCGACAAGUCCCGCCCUCCUUAGCCAGUCGGCCUGGACACAUGCAGGUUAUGCCGUUGACCCGGGCCAAAUCUGGGUGGAUUCUGGGCCAAACGCUGGCCCAUUCUGGGCCGAGUCUGAGCUCCAUAAUGAACCCCAGCUGCUCCAGACCCAGAUUUAGCCCCCGCCGGGCGCAGACAGUAACUGAAAAACCGUACCCCUCCCCUCCGUCAGAGCUCCCUCCUCUAGAAGAGACAAGAGGUCAGUGGCUGGCUCUGGAUGCCAAGGGGCAGGACAGCUUAAGUUUCAUCAAUGUGGAGAACGGAGAGCACUGCGACUUCACCGUGCUGCGCAACAUGCUGAUCCGGACCCAUAUGCAAGAUCUGAAGGAUGUCACCAACAACGUCCACUACGAGAAUUAUCGUAGCAAGAAACUCGCCGCCGUCACCUGUAACGGCGUGGACACCUCCAAGACGAAGGGGCAGCUCACCAAGAGUCCCCUGGCUCAGAUGGAGGAGGAGCGCCGGGAGCACGUGAUGAAGAUGAAGAAGAUGGAGGCGGAAAUGGAGCAGGUCUUUGAGAUGAAGGUUAAAGAGAAAAGGCAGAAGCUGAAGGACUCGGAGGCUGAGCUGGAGAGACGCCACGAGCAAAUGAAAAGAAACCUGGAGGCGCAGUACAAAGAGCUGGAGGAGAAGAGGCGAGUGUUCGAGGACGAGAAGGCCAACUGGGAGGCUCAGCAGAGAAUCCUGGAGCAGCAGAAACUGGACGCCUCAAAGACCAUGGAAAAGAACAAGAAGAAAGGGAAGAUCUUUUGAGGAGAGACGAGGCCUCCCGCUUGAGUUUUACCGAAACUCCCUUUUUUCUUCAUCCCCUCUGUGGUGUGGUCCUCAGAGAACACACACACACACACACACUCGCCUCUCUGCAGGGUUUUACUGUAUCUGUUGAAAGCUUUUUCGUCUUCAUGGGGAAUGCAUGUGUUUGUGAAACUCUACUUUCCUAUAUUUCCCGACAAAGAGGUGAAUCUGAGUCCCUCUGAGCUGACGGAGUCGACACGUGGCAGGGACCACACGUAGCCGUCUCCACACACACCUCCGCUCCCUCUUCAGGCGUCUGUAGAUAAACCGACGCCUUCCAGGAGGCGGCAGAGCAGGGAUCAGGUGACCUUUAGGCCCGGUCACAUCAGAAAACCACUCAAACUGACCGCAGUCAAGCCAGCCAGAGAGGAAAAGCCAACACAUUUCCACUCCUUAAAGACUGAUUUGUCACAGAUUAAGGUGCCAUAAAGUAGGAAAAAAUGAUCACCAUGCUUGCUCAUUUUCUCAUAGAGGUAACAGUUUCUAACAUUUUUGUCUCAUCAGGAAACGUGUUUUGAAUAAAUUCAAGCUUCAAACCACAUCUGAGUCUAUUAAGGUACCAAAUAUAUAUAUCUGCUGACAAACAUGUCUUUGGAGGAAUUUUCUCCAGAAGUAUUUGCUUUAUCUUUUGAUUAGAAAUUAUUGCUCUGUCUAUAGAAAGUUUGUGUUUUGAGCUCAAUCAUAGAUGCAGAAUAGAAUUUCUCGUAGGUUAAAAAGCAACUUUUUAGAUAGAAAGUUUCUCUAAACAAUAAAUUUGUUUUGGGUUGUUUUUUUUUGUUUUUUUUAUUAUCUGCUUGUGUGACCGGGCCUUCAGGUGUUUUUCCUCCUUCUCUCUUUUUCUUAGCGACCAGUAAAGCAGGUAACUGAUGCGUGACAGCAGCCACUGUGCGUUUCCUUUGAGUAGACAGUAUUAUGCAAAAGCCUCUUCGGUGUCUGAAAACAAAGACCUUCAUAUUGUGACGUGUGUGAUGGGUGUCGUUUUGAUUUUGGGGAUUUUUUUUUUUUUUUCUUUUGGGCCAAACCCUAACUGGACAGUUCACCAGAGUAAGAGUGAAAUGUCUCUUUGACUUUCCUUUCUGAAGACGGUUUGGAGCAACCCUCCCUCCCCGCCGGCUGUUAAUCGAUAAAUUAAAAAGUUAUGGCGGUUCAACCAUUAACGUUCCCUCCCCAGAGUCACGAUGUUUUAUUUUCAUAUGAUGAUAUAUCGAUGAUACUGCUUUAACCCCCCCGUCAUCCUCUGGAAUGACCCUUUAAUGAAUCAGUUGUCUUUAAGUUAGUGUUUCAGACUGCCUGCUGUCUUCAUGCUAAAUUCAUGCCAGUCGUGUGUUAAAGGGACUAACCUUUACUAACUGACCUGGUCGUGGUGGAACCGUGUGUUUUGUACAUAAUGUUUGGCCUUCUUUUGGUUGGUUCUCUUUCUUCUUAUUUUCCCCAGAGUAUUAUAUAACAGAUGUACUCCAAAUAAGCCUCUCGUGUAAAACUCUUCUAAAGAUGCCAUGAAAAGUUCUCCAUGCAUUUAAACACACACAUGUACACUGUAACAUCUAUGCCAAUGGGUACACCUUCUCAGGACUGCUCCCAUCCUCUACUUUUGGACCUGAGAGAUCAAUCUUGUGGUCCUACAGCAUAGAAACGAAUAGAUCAGAUCUUUGAAAUGCUUGUAGUCACUCACCCUUUCAAAAGCAUCACUUAAGUUUAGAUGUAUUUUUUGUAAUAUUUUCUUUUUUUUAUAUAUAUAUAUAUAUAUAAACAGU
This is a messenger RNA of Menidia menidia (Atlantic silverside), 3746 nucleotides long. Lineage: Eukaryota; Metazoa; Chordata; Actinopteri; Atheriniformes; Atherinopsidae. The record is from the annotation of a GenBank genome assembly.